Molecule: messenger RNA, 5799 nt
Organism: Esox lucius (northern pike)
Lineage: Eukaryota; Metazoa; Chordata; Actinopteri; Esociformes; Esocidae
Gene: sema5bb
Product: sema domain, seven thrombospondin repeats (type 1 and type 1-like), transmembrane domain (TM) and short cytoplasmic domain, (semaphorin) 5Bb
Exons: 22
Coding region: 191-3484 (1097 amino acids)
Biological process (GO): semaphorin-plexin signaling pathway; axon guidance; neural crest cell migration
Molecular function (GO): chemorepellent activity; semaphorin receptor binding
Source: RefSeq, a predicted model, not a curated record
UUGCGACUUUUGAUGAGAGAGUGAACACGUCCCGGACAGUGGGGAUACUGUGUUUUUAGUAUGCUCUGCGAUCCACUACUGCAUGAUACGAAAGCCUAACUUUUUUCAUCAAGAUAAAUGCACCAGUAGUAAAAGGGGUGUCCUGUGAGGACUAGCUAGAGGUGAAGUGGGCGUGGUUUGCCCCGUAACCAUGACCAUGUCUUUGCGGGAGACGGUGUCCCUUCCUUCCAUUGGUCUACUCCUUCUCCUCCUCUCCCUGCCACUCUGUCUAUGCCAGCAGCCGUUGGUCAACUUCGAGAGCCGGCCCCCACCCCCGCCCGAGUGUACCAGGAAGGUUCAUCCCAUCGUCCCAUACAAAGCAUUGAAUCCCUGGAUGUCACAGUUCUCUUACCCCGGGGUGAAGGACUUUUCCCAGCUGGCCCUUGACCUGACCAGAAACCAGCUAAUUGUGGGAGCCAGAAAUCACCUCUUCAGACUGAGCCUUAGCAAUGCUUCUCUCCUACAGGCAGUAGAAUGGGGGCCAGACGAUGACACCAGACGAUCUUGUCAAAGCAAAGGAAAGACUGAGGAUGAGUGUCAGAACUACAUCCGGGUCCUGCUCAUCACCGGUCGGCGGAUCUUCACCUGCGGAACCAACGCAUUUACCCCCGUCUGCACGACCCGACAGAUCGGGAACCUCAGCAGGGUGUUGGACACGGUGAACGGGGUGGCGAGGUGCCCUUACGACCCGCGUCACAACUCCACUGCCAUGGUGACGGAGAAGGGGGAGCUGUACGCCGCCACCGUCAUUGACUUCUCGGGUCGCGACCCUGUGAUUUAUCGUAGCCUUGGCAACAUGCCUCCGCUCCGCACCGCCCAGUACAACUCCAAGUGGCUCAAUGACCCCCAUUUUGUCUCAGUUUACGAGGUGGGACUCUUCACGUAUUUCUUCCUGAGGGAGAACGCGGUCGAACACGACUGCGGUCGGACCGUGUUCUCCCGGGUGGCCCGGGUCUGCAAGAACGACGUGGGCGGCCGCUUCCUGCUGGAGGACACGUGGACCACGUUUAUGAAGGCGCGCUUGAACUGCUCGCGCUCAGGAGAGAUCCCGUUCUAUUACAACGAGCUGCAGAGCACCUUCUAUCUGCCCGAGCAGGACCUGAUCUACGGGAUAUUCACCACCAAUGUAAACAGUAUCUCCGCGUCUGCCGUGUGUGCGUUCAACCUGAGCUCCAUUAUCCAGGCCUUCAACGGGCCCUUCCGCUACCAGGAGAACCCCCGUACCAGCUGGCUUUCCACCCCUAACCCCAUUCCCAACUUCCAGUGUGGCACCCUGGAGGAGCGGGGCCCAGGGGAGAACCAGACGGAGCGCAGCCUGCAGGACGCCCAGCGCCUCUUCCUCAUGUCAGACGUGGUGCAGCCCGUCUCCACUGAUCCCCUCCUGGCCCAGGACAACAUCCGCUUCUCCAAGCUGGUGGUGGACAUCGUGCAGGGCCGCGACACCCUCUACCAUGUCAUGUACAUCGGCACGGAAUACGGCACAAUCCUGAAAGCCCUCUCCACGACCAAUAAGAGCAUGCGGGGGUGUUAUUUGGAGGAGAUGAGGCUCCUCCCCGAGGAUGAGACUGAGCCAAUCAGGAGCCUGCAAAUCCUCCACAGCGAUAGGUCGCUGUUUGUGGGGCUGAAAGACAGGGUUUUGAAGAUUCCACUUGAAAGAUGCUCCGGCUACAAAACAGAGCGCCACUGCCUGGAUGCCAGAGACCCCUACUGCGGUUGGGACCGUAAGCAGAAGCGCUGCACGACAAUAGAGGACAGCUCCAACAUGAGCCAGUGGAGUCAGAAUAUCACUGAGUGUCCGGUACGGAACCUGACCCAGGACGGCGGCUUCAGCCCCUGGGCACCAUGGCAACCGUGUAACCACGACGACGGCGAGGGCGCCGGCACCAGCUGUGUGUGUCGCUCGCGGUCCUGCAACAGUCCUAUCCCGCAAUGUGGUGGAUCCAACUGCAACGGCCCCGUCAUCCAGGUGGCCAACUGUUCCAGGAAUGGAGGCUGGACUCCGUGGUCGUCCUGGGGUCAGUGCAGCACCAGCUGUGGCAUCGGCUUCGAAGUGCGCCAGCGCACCUGCAACAACCCCUCACCGCGGCAUGGGGGACGCGUAUGUGUAGGACAGGGCAGGGAGGAGAGGCUGUGCAAUGACAAGAGCCCAUGCCCGCUGCCUGUAGUCUGGACCUCUUGGGGUUCCUGGGCUAAGUGCAGUGCCGAGUGUGGAGGAGGGGUCCACUCCAGAGUCAGGACCUGUGAGAAUGGGAACACCUGCCCGGGUUGUGCUCUGGAAUACAAGGCCUGUAACUUGGAGGCUUGUCCCGAGGUCCGCCGCAACACCCCCUGGACCCCUUGGAUGCCGGUGAAUGUGACCCAGGAUGGGGCCCGCCAGGAGCAGAGGACCCGCUACACCUGCAGAGCCCUGCUCCCAGACCCACACCAACUGCAGCUGGGAAAGAAGAAGGUGGAGACCCGUAUCUGUCCCAACGACGGCACUGCCACCUGUGAGACCGAUCCUCUGGUUGAAGACUUGGCAAAGAUCAAUGGCGGAGCUGGCGGUCGACCUUUGAGCCGGCAACUAAGUGGCAGCCGGUGGUCGCAGUGGGAGACGUGGUCAACCUGCUCCCAGGAGUGUGCCAAAGGCUUCCGCACCCGCAAGCGCACUUGCGGCAACCCUGACAAGAGCUCCCCCAGUGUCUGCAACGGGUCCCCAGUGGAGUACCAGGACUGCAACGCCCAGCUCUGCCCAGUGAAAGGAGCUUGGUCGUGUUGGUCGUCAUGGUCUCACUGCUCUGCCACCUGUGGUGGUGGGCACUACCAGCGUACCCGCACCUGUAGCAACCCUGCCCCUGCCAACGGCGGAGAUAUCUGCAUCGGUCUGCACACCGAAGAGGCCCUAUGCAACACCCAAACGUGUGAAGGUGGUUGGCUGGUUUGGUCGGAGUGGGGGGAGUGUGACGAGGAGGGGCGGCAGGGCCGAAGCAGGGAGUGUGCGGACCGGGAGGCUGUCCCCAGCCAAUGUCAAGGCAACAGCACAGAGAACCGGCGCUGCCAGCCCCACGAGGUGCCAGUCAUUCUACCUGGACAGAAUAAGAACCAGGGCUGUGGGACCUUCUCUCUGGUCCACCUGAUGGCCACGGGAGCGUCAUGCUUCUUUGCGGCGGUGGGGCUGUCGGUCCUGCUGUAUGCUUACUACCAACGGGUCCACAAGCCCCCCCAGGAGUCGGCCGUCAUCCACCCGACCACGCCGAACCACCUCAGCUACAAGGGAAACACCACACCAAAGAACGAGAAGUACACCCCUAUGGAGUUCAAGUACAGCAACUCAGCUCAAGGAGAGGAAGUAGACUGGACCAAGUGGAAUGCUGGGAGUUGGAGUCUUAUGAGAGAGCUGGGCUGUAGCAGCCUUGUGGUCCAAUAUGGAGAUUCACUACUUGUGGAAUCUGUCAGAAAACUGUAGUUCAUGGUUGACUGUGAAACCAUGCCAUAUGAAAUAUCAAAACGAUCUACAGACUUCACAUUUGAUCAAAGGUAAAUACAGAAGGACACGCUGUUGCCUAUUCAGGCUAUUCUCCUCUAUGAAUACCAGAGUCAAUCAUUCCCAAAGGACUCUGUACAUGCUGACUAAGACAGUUUGUAUUUCUGAAAAUCGACUUCAUGAAAUCGCUAGUAUUUCAGUCAGCUAAAUGCAAAACUUUGCGACAAUAAUGGGCACACUAUUUUGUCCUGCUCCUGCUUCCGCUCUUGCUUUUUCCAGCCUCUGUUUUGACACAUUUGUGAGGAUAUACCCUCCAUAAUCGUUCAGGUGCGCCCACAGUUCUGGAUAACAAAAUGGGAAAGAGGGAGUGGGGGCUGGUUUUUCAACAGGGUGGUCCGAGAACAGUGUGGGAAGACUCCCAAAUGCCCUGACGGGAUUGUCAGAACGAGGACACUGUGUAGGGAACAGGAUGCUGAACCUGCCGUAUCAAUGGCCUGUUAAGAGGAUAACAUCCCAUAAGUAUCUGCACCCAAAAAUGAAAAUGCAUGCAAUGACAAGACUCUGCAGUAGCUGCCACCGUCACCCCCUUCAAUUGGAUGAAUUGAUUAGUCUAAUUGGGAACGUGGUAGAGUUUCUGGAUAACAAAGCCUAAUGUGAAGCAGGACAAAUACAUCGGAAACAAAUCAACGUUUGGGAGCGCCCUAAGGGAGGCCCUUUUUCAUUAUCGUGUGUUUGUCGUGUUGCGAUGAUGAAAUGCGUGCUGCACAGUAUGCAUGACUGCAGAUAAGGACAUAACCUGUAUCUAAAUACUGCUUCACGGAGCACUGCUUUCACUCGAUUACAUUUUUGCAAUCAUCUGCAAAAGAUAGUCCCACUAGCUACGGAAUCUGAUAUUGUGCGCGCGCGUGGACGCAUGCCUUUGUAUGCGAAGAAUUGUUAUAUUUGUUACUAUAAACAUUGAGAGUAUCAUUGUGAAAGUAGUGAGUAUCCCCUAUCACUUUAAAGUUCUUCAUGGUUUACAUACGUGAGACAAAUACACGUUAUAUCUUUAAAUGACGCUGGGCCUUGUGUACUGUAAAUGUUCUCUACCUAUUCAUUCUUUAUUUGAGGAAUACAAAGUGCUGUGUCUCUGAAAACUGCAAAGCUCAAGAAUUAUUUUGUUCAUAGAUGUUGUUCCAUGCUAGGGCCAAUGAAACCUUAUGUUAGUAUGGUGUGUAAAAUGUAUACUGUAUAGGUGUUUUUUUUUUAAGCUUCUAGUUGUAAAAAUGCGUAUGUAUGUGAAUACAAAGACAGAGACGGAGGUUUGAUACUCUAAGGUGUGUUUAGUCAGAUUUGAGUUUUUCUCCAACCUAGAUUCCCCGUAGCUUGAGUGCAACCAUGUUUGUUCUAUCAAGCCAGCUUAUCAUGCAAACUUGGUUUGACAAUGACCAGUGACAUUGGCAAGAGCACAAACAAACCUGGGACCAGGCUAGAUGUUCUGUAUCCCUGUAAUGUAGAAAUGUAGCCACACAGAUGUUAAGCUAUCAUGGUGUCUAUUAGCCUCAAAUGUCAAAAUUAGUAUCCUCAUUUCAGUGGGUGAAAGGUGCUGUGUGUGUGUGUAUGCUUGUGAGAUUGCAAUUUUUUAUGAACAAAAAAAACAGAUAUUACUGUACAUUCAUUGUUGUGGACACUCACCGGACACCCUCACUUUGUGUCAUCGUGAUUGGACGUAUACUACUGUUGCAUGUUGGAAAAAACACCAAUCAGUGGGCUCGGGACCAUAUUAUGCAAUCAACCAGGUGGUGGUGUCAGAUGGGUAUUGUAGUCCUGCUCACAAGUUAUUGCUAUUUGACACGACUACAAACGUGGCUGUUGGAUAUGGGAAUUUAGGGCUUUGUCCAAUCUUUAUCGCUAAAGUGUUACAGAUUGUGAGAUAAAAAUUUAAAUUAAUUUCUAAUUGAGCUGACAUUCUGUACCAAAAAAAUUAGAAAAAUCUAAACUACUUGUGAAAUAUAUUUUUCCAAAUUAUAUAUUUCCAAACACGUAUCUGUUCCAAAUAUAUUUACAAAUGUCUGUCACAUAUUAAAAUACAACAUAAUUCAUACAACAUAUACAUCAGAUGGCAAUUUUUGUGUUUCACACAUAUUCCAAAAUGCAUUUUUUGUAAGGGAUGCAGCAUUUAGCGUGAAUGCAUUCUCUGCAAUACAGAUUGAAUAUAGCCCUUAGACUUUUUAAUCACUGCCUUUUAGACACUGUGAAUUUUUUGGGUACUCUAUAUUUUUGUAUAUUGUACAUUGUAAAAGAAAAUGAAUAAAAAU